Molecule: messenger RNA, 2279 nt
Organism: Chondrus crispus (carragheen)
Lineage: Eukaryota; Rhodophyta; Florideophyceae; Gigartinales; Gigartinaceae
Exons: 2
Coding region: 1-2244 (747 amino acids)
Biological process (GO): mitotic spindle assembly checkpoint signaling; attachment of mitotic spindle microtubules to kinetochore
Cellular component (GO): nuclear envelope; kinetochore; mitotic spindle
Source: RefSeq, a predicted model, not a curated record
AUGUCUACACCAAACCGGUCAGAGGCCGUUCUUGAAGCCCGAGAGGCCUUGCGAAAGCUCUCUGGAGAUUUGGCCGUGUACCGAGACCCGGAAGUACAGCGCCAUCUUUUGAAUCCGGCGCUAGGGUCAAAGAGGCAUCUCGACUCCAGUUCUCCAGCUGAACUUCACGCACUAAUCAUCAACUUGCGAACUGAACUAAAUCAAGCCGCAGAGGAGCGUCAACGCACAAAGGAAGAUAUUCUCAACGCCCGAAAACGAGCUGCUCGUGCGGAGGGGCAAAUUGAUGAAUUGCAACAGCAAUUGACGCAAAAAGAAGUUGAGCAUGACGAAAUUGUGGAACAAGCGAGCACACGCAUCGAUGCGCUCGUCAAAGAGCACAGAUCCGCGUUGCUGGCUGCGAGAGACAAAGCUUUUCUUUUGCAAGAGACUCUGGAGAAAGAUCACCUUGGACAUAAAAGUAUUAUCGCGGAGAAAGACCGACUUCGGAUUCAGUGUAAAGAAGCCGAGUCUAAGCUAGAUGGAAUGCGACGGGAAAUUGAAGCGACGGAAGAACGACAUGCAAUUGAGAUGAAAGCAACUGUGGGAGAUAUGGAACGUGCCUGGAGAAAAGUUGAUGCACUGCAAAAUGAGGUUGAAAGGUUGCGAAAAUCACAUGGACAUACAAGCGGGUUUUCAAAAGAAGUUGCUACGUCUAGAACGCUAGCCAAGAAAUUGCAGAUAGAGAAUGCUUCUCUAAAGUCGGAGCUUGCAUCACAGAGCAAGGAAUUAAUUGCGAAAAGGAGCGAACUCGCACGGGCAAAGGCAGCUGCUGAUGACACCAAGGAAAGAAUACAAAACACGCAAAGCGAAAGGGCAGAACUGCUUGCUCUUCGGGAGGAAAAACGUUCUCUCCGAGACCUAAGAAGGAAGUCAGCGAAUUUUGAAGACCACCUCUCGGCUUUAGCGCGCGAAAAAGAAGAAUUAACCGGAAUGAUUCGAGACCUGUCACCCACUUGUGAUGUUCAGGAAGGUUUGGAGAUUUUGAAGGCUUCGAAAUUCGAUGGAUUGGCUAAGGGUAAAAUGACAAUAGCGGAACGUAACGUACUGAGCCAGAAGAACAGAGAACUUGAGAAUACAGCGAAGCAGAGUCAGAACGAUUUAGCACGCCAAGCAAAGCAAAUAGCACAGCUGAAAAAAAGCCUGGAAGAUGCGGCAGCAAAGCUCACCCAAAUGCGACUUGCAAGAGACAAUUCACUCUCUUCUGGAAAAAGACAUGAGCGCAUGCGAGGCAUUAUUGAAUACGAGAAAAGCUUUUUCAAGCAAGCACUUGAGAAAAUAGAAACAGACUUCGACAAACCUCAGAGCACAGAUCAAUAUGCUGAAAGGCUGAGGAAGCGUGCUGAGAUGUACGAGAAGUCGUGUGAGAAGUACAAAUCAGAAUUGAAAGAGCUUGAAACUGCUUUGAAUGAGCACCGCAGAAACGCUGAAGGGACGGCGAAAGGAUUGAUCAAAGCAUCAUCCGAGUGGCCGGGAGAUGGAAAAGUCGUUACUGACGCUGAAGGAAGAGGUCCAGAAAUAACCAAAGCUUUGCAGAAAAUGAAAAGCACCAUCGACGCACAAGAAAAAGUAAUCAAGAAAUCCGAGAUGUUUGAGAAACGCGCCAAGGAACUUGAAGCAGAAGUACAGCGGCUUCGGAAGGUACAGACGGAAACUGAAUUUGACUACGAUCCUGCGGUAGCAAAAGUUGUACACAUGAAAAGCAACCCUCUUGAGCAAGCUGUGAAACGAGCACAAGAAGAAGAGCAAAUUAAAGCUGGAAAGAAAAGGAUGCGAUUGGACGUCGGGGAUUUGUCUCCGGGAAGAGAUGGUGCGUUAGACUCUCGGAUAUUGGGCCUUCAGAAGGAAAUCCGUGAGUUAGAGUCGAAGAACGAGGACCUAGCCAAGAAAUCCAAACUUGGUAUUCGUUUAGGAGAGGUCGCCAAGAAAAAAAUUGAAGAAGUACGGGCAGCAGUGUAUAACUUGUUUGGGUGGUCUAUGAAUGUUUAUGGCGCUAAUUAUAGGAUUAGCUCCAUUUAUGCUGAAGGGCCAAGAGAUUUGCUUGAGUUUGGUAUGAACGAAACUGGGACAAUGACUCUUAUGGAGACUGAGUACACCUCCAGAUUAGCGGAGGAGAUAGAGCAAUACGUCCAGAAAAUGAACUCAGUUCCGGCUCUUCUGGCCAGUAUCACGAUAGAAAACUUUGAGAAGACGACAUCAUUCGCAUGACGUAAACGCUAACUAUGAAUUGUCAUUGACGUUAA